Molecule: messenger RNA, 375 nt
Organism: Lactuca saligna
Lineage: Eukaryota; Viridiplantae; Streptophyta; Magnoliopsida; Asterales; Asteraceae
Source: the annotation of a GenBank genome assembly
AUGAACAUUACAAAGACACCAACAAAAGUAGGUGAGGAAAAGAAGAAAGUUGUUGAGGGCACAUCAAAAGAAGAAAAUGAGGUAAAGAAGAAAGAUGUUGAUGACACAUCAAAAGAAGCAAGUGAGGGAAAGAUGAAAGCUACUGAGGGCACAUCAAAAGAAGCAGGUAAGAUGAUAGAUGUUGAUCAGUUAAUUUCUCCUUUGAAUAGAAUGAGGAUGAUGGCAAGGAGGGGAGGUAAGAUCAAAUAUGUAGGGAGAAUCGGGGUUGUGCAUGGUAGUUUAAGUCAAACUGUGGCAGGAGGUGUUGAUGAAGUUGUACUUACCUGCCAUGAAAAGCUUGACCAUGAAGAUUUUGAAACUAUUAAAGAUCUGUAG